AUGUUCCCCGAAAUAAACCCCCCAAGGAAAAUGUCGUUCCAAGCAGAUCCGGUCGAUUUUAAAGAAAAGCUCAUAGCGGCAGUGAAGAAAGAGGUCAAACAGGUGAUGGAGGAAGCCGUCACCAAGAAGUACAUACACGAAGAGUCUUGCUCGGUAACGGCCCUGUGUGCGGCGGUCGAGGCAUGCCUGAGCCAGGGUCUGCGAAGGCGUGCGCUCGGCCUGUUCAAAACAUCAUCCACCACCGCCCUACUGCACAAGGUGGCCAAGCAUUGUCCCGAAGCGGCCUGUAUCAGUAAGAAGGUGCAGGACAUUGAAAACAGUGAUCCCAACAAACGGUCCUCCUCGAGCAGCGAUAGUACGAACAAACCACCGAUACUGAAGAAGAGCAGCAGUAACUCGGUUUCGACAACGACACCACCCCAAUCACCACCAGUUGUUAAAUAUCUCUGGAUACGGUUGGCACUGUACGAGAAGAAGCUGUCCCGGAUCAUCGAUCAUCUGGUGACGAAUGCCACCCGGUACUACGAGCGUGACUCACUAGUGGCUGAUCCAGACUACGGUUCCAUACUGAGCUCACUGCUCGUCGGUCCGUGCGCACUGGAUUAUUCGCGUGCCAAAACUGCCGACCAUUUCUGGACUGAUCCUCCCGCGGACGAAUUGGUCCAACGUCACAGAAUUAGCUCGAGCAAUCCGACGCCUCCGGCGUACCGAAGACCAAUGUUGAACUUCAAGCGAAGCCUCCACACCAGCUCGGAGGAGGGCAGUAUGGCGUCGUUCAAGUCGAACAGUUUGGCUUCCGCGUCGAAAGACUACGUGGAGUCACUGCACCAGAACUCACGAGCCACACUACUGUACGGGAAAAACAACGUUCUCGUACUGCCGAAAGACGUCAGUGAACCGAUGCCCGGUUAUCUCAGCCUACAUCAGACAGUGCAAUCGCUCACGAUCAAGUGGACACCGAACCAGCUGAUGAAUGGUUACACCGAGUCGGAAAACAUAGACAAGAGCUCGUACUGGGCGUACGCUCUCAACGUCAAUGUGGACGAGAUCGUGUACGUUCACUGUCAUCAGGCACGGGGUGGCGAUACCGGUGGUACCAUCAUACUCGUCGGACAGGACGGUGUCCAGCGUCCUCCAAUACACUUCCCGGAGGGUGGUCAUAUGGCGGCGUUCUUGAGCUGCCUAGAAACGGGUCUUCUACCGCACGGUCAGCUCGAUCCUCCCCUAUGGUCUCAACGAGGCAUUGGACGAAUCUUCCCCUGGCCGCAGAAAUCACGCCGUCGGCCACUACCAUCCGUGUUGGAGACGAACGAUGAGAUGCCGAUCGAUUAUGUGUUUCGUGUCGUCAACAAGAGCAACACGGAUGAGUUUUUGGCAACACAUUCGAUACUGGAGCUAGGACGCACCAGUCCACGCUAUCGAGCACAGCUGAGCAGCUGCUCUACCAACGAAAGCAGUGAUUGUUCCAGCAAAAGUCUUUCGAUCGAUGCUAUGUCCAUCGACAGUCCUAAUCCUCAAUCGACACAAUCGACCAGCAUCGCACUCGUUUGCUCAACGAUGAAACGGCAGAUCAUUUCACGCGCAUUCUACGGGUGGCUCGCCUACUGCCGUCAUCUCUCGACGGUGAGGACGCACCUUUCGGGCCUGGUAAAUGGUCGCAUCACACCCGAAUCCGGUGCCGAGGAGGGUCUUACCCGAUCGCGCUGGGAAAGCUUGCACGAUGGUAAUGGUGUCGUGGCGGACGAUCAGGAAGUCUACCGGUUAGUGUACUACGGUGGCGUCGAGCACGACAUCCGGAAGGAAGUGUGGCCGUACCUGCUUGGCCAUUACAGUUUCGGCAGUACACCGGUGGAGCGGGCAGAGCUGGACGAAACUGCCAAACACUACUACGAAACGACCAUGAGCGAAUGGUUGGCAGUGGAAGCGAUCGUACGGCAGCGGGACAAGGAAAAGACGGCCGUUGCGGUCGCUAAGCUUAGCUCGGGCAGCGGUAGUAUGGAAAACAAAAGCAAAACCAUCGACCAGGAUGGCGACGGGGAGGAGGAAGAGGAAGAGAUGGAGAACGAGGUGUUCGAGGAGAAUGGGUUUUCCGAUAUGUCCGAACCGGAAGUGGAGGGUGAGGAGAAAUCGGACGCAAAGCCUAAGAUAACGAAAGACAACAUCACGCUUCCGGUGGUGGCGCAGGACGCUACCGUGGAGGCGGACAAUGGGGCGCAGGAGGAGCAGGAAAAUGCAGGAGAAAAUCAGAACCAAGAGCAAGACUUUGACAGUAACAAGAGCUCUCCUUCCGAUUCUUCGUACGCUACGGUUGGUAAUGAUUUUAUCGAUGUGGCGGACAUUAUCUCGCCGAUGGGUGAGGAUGCCCCGAAGACGUUGGGUGGAGAGGUGGAACGUAUGCAGGAGGAUGAAGAUGAGGAGGGUGUGACAUCGGAUGGUGCGAUUGAGCAGGAAGAGGAGGAGGAAGAGGAACCGGAAUCACCCAAGUCUCUGGAGCAACCACGUGCUGUUAUUGUGACCGAUGCGUCCAUAGAUGUUACCAUGAUGCCGAGUGAGGUUCGAGAGCUCAACAACAACAACACACUGACGACACUGCCGGAAGAGGGAAGCAAUCAUCAGCCGGCGUUGGAUUCGUUGCAAGAACCCAAAUCGGCCUGUGUGUCACCGGCCAGCUCUAAUGGAGGCAUCUACAGUAGCGAACUGUUGGAGUCGUUUGGAUUGAAUCUUCACCGUAUCGAGAAGGAUGUUCAACGGUGCGAUCGUAACUAUUGGUACUUUGCGAACGAAAAUCUGGACAAGCUGCGAAAUGUUAUUUGCACGUACGUUUGGGAGCAUCUGGAUGUUGGAUACAUGCAGGGCAUGUGCGAUCUCGUUGCACCACUGCUAGUCAUCUUUGACGACGAGUCCCUCAGCUAUGGCUGCUUCUGCCGGUUUAUGGAGCGUAUGAUUGAAAACUUCCCCAACGGUGGUGCCAUGGAUAUGCACUUUGCUAAUAUGAGAUCACUAAUUCAGAUCUUAGAUUCGGAAAUGUACGAUCUGAUGCACGCGCACGGUGACUACACCCAUUUCUACUUCUGCUAUCGCUGGUUCUUGCUCGACUUUAAGCGAGAGCUCAUCUACGCCGACAUCUUCUCCGUAUGGGAGGUGAUCUGGGCCGCGAAGCACGUUGCGUCGGCACACUUUGUACUGUUUCUCGCACUGGCACUGCUGGAAACCUACCGCGACAUCAUCCUGUCCAACAGUAUGGAUUUUACGGACAUUAUUAAAUUUUUCAACGAAAUGGCUGAAAGACACAACACACCAUCCGUGUUGAAGCUGGCACGCAGUUUAGUGCUUCAGCUGCAAACCAUAAUCGAGAAUAAGUAA
Molecule: messenger RNA, 3363 nt
Organism: Anopheles maculipalpis
Lineage: Eukaryota; Metazoa; Arthropoda; Insecta; Diptera; Culicidae
Product: small G protein signaling modulator 2-like
Exons: 13
Coding region: 1-3363 (1120 amino acids)
Biological process (GO): activation of GTPase activity
Molecular function (GO): GTPase activator activity
Source: RefSeq, a predicted model, not a curated record